CAGGAAAGGGAACGACUCGAAUGGCAAUCUAUGCUUGCCUCAGUUCUUUCGGGAGAUGUUUUAAAGUCUGAGAAAACCCGCAUAGCAGUUGCGCUCGACUCGUUGGGCGAUGAACAGAACAAUUUUCAUCAAAGUAUUUGGCUGGGCGUCCGUGCCAAGUUUCAUGGUCGUUCGGUAGAGGAGGAGCGGAUGAAACUCGAAGAGAGGAGAGUACGGACAGUUGAUGCUGUUAUCGGCGAAAUAAUGAACUUUCGGGCAAUAAGGAAUGAAGAAGACAAUGGCAAAGAUAUGACGACGUCUGCGCUUCAGCAAGUCACAGCAGUUCUUCAACGUCUCGAGGUCGUCCAAUCCCUUUAUCCAAACCUUAAAGCCUUCUAUCUUGAUAAACCUAUUGCGGCCGAAGGUCCUUUUCAAGCUAGAUGCGACACUCUGAAUACGUGGUCUACCGUUCUCGUGUCCUUGAAGCACCAUUUUGAUCUUCUUCGUCGUUGGACAGGAAGCGAUACUUUGGAUGUCAACCAACCCAAUACUAGCCACGAAGUUCCCAUUGCUACCCACGGCGCCUCGAAAUCUGGAAGCCAACUCGCUGAUGGCACGAGUUUUGUUGAGCGUCUGCUGAAAGAGGAAUCCAUGCAACGCACUUUUGAAAAAGGUUUUCUCGUAACGGUCCACUCUUUUCUUGGUUCUGUGCGUGAUGCACAAGUCAACCUUUCCCCCCUCUUCAGAGAGAUGAAUCUCCCCACCUUUGAAAAUCAGUUGGUACCAUUGAUAUCUUUUCCGACGAAGCUCGCUCAGGCUGGUCUACGCUUGCGGUUGGACUACGUUCAGAAGCUCAAGGAUCCGGACAUGCUCAUUAUUGACCAAAUGACGGAAGACUUGAAAUUGAGCAUCGGGCUGGCUUGCACUCUAAAAAGACAAUACGAAGCCUUCCUGGCACCGGAUCCAGGAGGCAAUUGGAAUUUACCGCAGUGCAUCAGCGAAGAUUAUGAUUUAACGAUCCUAGAGGCCUUGACAAAUUUGUUCAAGUUGAUCCAUUGGAAAUUGAAAAGCGGGGCUAAAGGGGUUUACUUCAAAGAAACAGACGUUUUGGAAGCACAAUGGGCAACAUUCAAUGACGUCAGCUUGACUGCCGGGGGUUCAAGUUUAGUCGCUGAACAAUUGUGUUCACUGACCAACAAGCUGAUGGUGCGUGUAACAAAUUAUUUUGAUACGCAAGUGCGCAGGAAAAUGUCAGAUGAACAGAUAAUAAGCUGGUAUGGCAAAAUUUUAGACAGCGUGCGACUGCGCUAUCGGAAGUUGCAACGGUUUGCGAGGGUCCUUACUCAGCGCUUCAGCAAUUCUGCGGAGUACAGCAUCGAGGAUGUUCCUCUUGACCAUUUCAUCUCUCUUCUGAUCCUUUCUGAUCACUUCUUGGUGUAUACCCAUUCUUUGGAGGAGGAUGGGGUUUACGUCGUCGCGUCGAAUACUCUUUUCGAUCGUCCGGAGUCUAUUAGACAGAUCUUGACUCAAGCCUUCCACGUUGACGAAAUCACAAAUGAGGAUGGAACUCGUGCGAGCUAUGUGCUUGUCCUUUCUCCGCAGACUCAUUUCCUGUGGAAUGGUAGGGUGAUGGUGCUUGAUAUCCCUAAGGUUCAGUUGGAUAUGAAGGAUGGUAGAGUGAGAUUGGUCGCUGACGGACCUCAGCGACGGCUUGGGUUGUCCAAGCAGGCGUUUAAAGAGAGCCUCGAGCCGAUGGACGAAGAUGGGGAAUCUCUCCUAGAGCCUAUGACUCUGACCUGUCUGAAUGACGUCCAAGCUCAUCUUCCCAGUGUGAAUCGUGAGCUGAGGAAGAUCGCUCGUGCAACAAACCGUCUUGCCGAAUCGACUGUCGACUCUGUGCACCACGUCCGUAGUUCGUUGCGAGCAGCAAACGGUUGUCAAGAACUUCUUGGGAACUGGUAUUUGUUUGCGUCGGAACAUGGACAGCAUGCACACCGAUAUAUGGACCGCUCUUCGUUGCUCAAAUUCAACCGCUUAUUGAUCAAGUUGGCCAUAUCUUGGGUUUCGUUCAUUUGUGAUGACUGUGACCCUACAGAUCGCAAGACUUUCAAGUGGGCGGUCAAUGCCCUUGAAUUUACCCUACAUCGAACGAGAAGAAAUAUUCUGCACCUUCCAGACGAGCAAUUUGAAAUGCUGAGACACAAAGUCGCUAGUUGCAUGACGCUGCUCAUCAGCCAUUUCGAUAUUCUUGGAGCCCGCUCAACGUUGGAGGCUAGGAAGGAGAAGGAAAAACAAGAAGAACUCAUGAAAUCGCAGGUUUCAAAAAUUCAUUUGGACGAGGAAGAAGACUUUUCCUUUCCACGACAACGCGAUGCCGCUUUCAUUGAUUCAAGCACUCGACUGUUUUGGGAGAGAAUGUCAGGGGCGAUCCAUCAACUCGACGACGCUCGAGCCAUCACUGGGCUAAAGCACAGAACCUUGGGAAAGGUCCUUGAUGACGAGAAACCUGAAGAUCGUUCUUUGGUUUUUUUGGCAUCGUCCAGUUCCAACAUUUCUAUGCGUUGGCAGCAAGGCAGAUUCAUCGGAGCGGGGGCUUUUGGUUCCGUUUAUCUCGCUGUCAAUCUUGACUCAGGCUCGUUGAUGGCUGUGAAGGAGAUCAAAUUCCAAGAGCUAUCGGGUUUACCCAAUCUUUAUUCACAAAUCAAAGAUGAGCUCAGCGUCAUGGAAAUGCUUCACCACCCAAACGUGGUGGAAUACUACGGAAUUGAAGUUCACCGUGACAAGGUAUAUAUAUUCGAGGAAUAUUGUCAAGGAGGUAGUUUGGCUGCACUUUUAGAACAUGGAAGGAUUGAGGAUGAGGCUAUCAUUCAAGUUUACACGAUGCAAAUGCUGGAGGGACUUGCCUAUCUACAUUCCAGAGGUAUUGUCCAUCGGGACAUCAAACCAGACAACAUCCUCCUUGAUCACUUGGGCGUCAUCAAAUUUGUUGACUUUGGUGCAGCAAAGAUUCUUGCCAAGAACCAGCGGUCCAUCCAACGGUCCCGCCGAGCUCCAGACAUAUCGGUUAAUGGCCUUGCAAACGUUAAUGGCCUGGCCGUGAUGAGUAAUGGUUUAACGGGGACACCAAUGUACAUGUCACCUGAGAUAAUCAAAAAUGAUAAACGUGGGAGACACGGAGCAAUGGAUAUCUGGUCACUCGGCUGUGUUGUUCUCGAGUUUGCAACAGGGAAGAAGCCUUGGAGUAAUUUGGACAAUGAAUGGGCGAUAAUGUUCCACAUUGGUGUUGCGACGCAGCAUCCUCCGUUACCUGAGCCAGGUCAACUGAGCGAAGUUGGCAUCAGUUUUAUCAAACAGUGUUUGACUAUUGAUCCAAUGAAACGACCAACAGCGACGGAGCUUAUGGAACAUCGGUGGAUGCUUGAAUUCCGCGAAGCGCUUCUC
Messenger RNA from Laccaria bicolor S238N-H82, 3420 nucleotides. RefSeq lists its product as uncharacterized. The annotation marks the transcript as partial. Gene Ontology annotation, biological process: protein phosphorylation. The transcript is spliced from 8 exons. The record is from RefSeq and is a predicted model, not a curated record. Gene Ontology annotation, molecular function: protein kinase activity; ATP binding. Lineage: Eukaryota; Fungi; Basidiomycota; Agaricomycetes; Agaricales; Hydnangiaceae.